Messenger RNA from Talaromyces rugulosus, 711 nucleotides. RefSeq lists its product as uncharacterized. Bases 1 to 711 code for a protein of 236 amino acids. The record is from RefSeq and is a predicted model, not a curated record. The transcript is spliced from 2 exons. Lineage: Eukaryota; Fungi; Ascomycota; Eurotiomycetes; Eurotiales; Trichocomaceae.
AUGGCCAUGGGCUCUCCCGUGCCCUCUACCCGAUGGAAGCCACACCACCGGGAUGGCUCAAAUUUUUUCGGUUCAUUGACUGGGACGUGUUCCAUGAACAUGACUAGUAUCCCAUCCGUGGCAAACUUCUCGUCAACCCUUCCGUCUCCCACUGGACAAAGACUACAGUAUGUGGCCGUCGGACGUGGCAUUCAAAAUUAUACAUGUGACCCCAGUGACCCCAGUGCUCCUUCCGCAACCCCUGCAGCUAUCGGUGCCGUUGCUGCUUUGUAUAACGCCAACUGCAUUGUACAAAACUACGCCCACAUGAUCGAUAAAAUCCCCGACAUCCUGCUUCAGUUCUCGAUCAACAGCACCAAGGACGAAAUCUUAGCAUCGGAUUCACCAAACGUUUUGGGCCAUCACCGGUUCGGGAACUCGACCACUGCGGUGUUUGAUCUGAAUACCGCAAGCCACGAAUACGGCCAGGUGAUUGCACACAAGGCUGAUUCUAUGAAUGCGCCCAACAUAUCCCCACUUGGUCAAUCUCCGAGUGCAAAUGGAGCGGUGGCAUGGCUGUAUCUGCUGCCGAGUGCUGAUUCGACGGCGGAUGUAACCAGCGUUUACCGGACGCACACGGCUGGUGGAAAUGCACCAGCGACCUGUGAGGGGCAGAAAGGAGGCACUUUGUCGGUUGAGUAUGCAGCGAUGUAUUGGUUCUUCACCAAAUGA